Molecule: messenger RNA, 2143 nt
Organism: Tripterygium wilfordii
Lineage: Eukaryota; Viridiplantae; Streptophyta; Magnoliopsida; Celastrales; Celastraceae
Product: beta-1,2-xylosyltransferase-like
Exons: 3
Coding region: 53-1600 (515 amino acids)
Molecular function (GO): glycosyltransferase activity
Source: RefSeq, a predicted model, not a curated record
CUCUUCGCCAAGUGCAGGGAGAGGGGAGUUAGAGAGAGAAACGAAAAGGAAGAUGAAGAGAACACGCUGGAGGCUCCUCCAGAUCCUCCUCUUCCUCUUCGCUCUCAACUCCGUCUCUCUCGUCCUCUACUUCACCUCUCACCACCACCACCACGACGAAAAUAACACGAGCAACAAUAACUCCGUAACGGAAAACCGUCUGAGGUUAACGGGAAACCGCCGUCCGAAACAUUCUUUGAAGCCAUGGCCAAUCAUGCCUUCGUAUCUCCCUUGGUCGCCGGACCAGAAAGUCGUACCACGCUCCUGCGAGGCGUACUUCGGGAACGGCUUCACUCGCCGCAUCGAUCUACUUCCUUCUGCCUCGAUUCGCGGCGCGGGGUCGUUCGGUGGCGGCGGAUGGUUUCGGUGCUUCUACAGUGAGACACUUCGUAGUUCGAUAUGCGAGGGAGGGAAAGUGAGGAUGGUGCCGGAGAGGAUUAAGAUGUCGAGAGGAGGUGAGAGUUUGGAUGAGGUGGUUGGGAGGAGGGAGGAGGAGGAGCUGCCCGUAUUCGAAGACGGCGCGUUCGAGGUGCUUGGGGUUGGUGGAGAGAGCAGGAAGAGGAGGCGGCUUGCGAGUGAGGAGUUUUUGGAUCAGUACGUCCGUGAAGGUGAGAUCAUGCGGCAUACAAUGCGGGAGCUGCUAAAGUCUGUUCGCAUUGUGGAAGACAACGAAUUCCAGUGCGAUGAGUGGAUUGAGGAGCCAACACUAUUCGUUACGAGGUUCGAAUAUGCAAACCUAUUUCACACUGUUACAGAUUGGUACAGCGCCUAUGUAUCUUCUAGAGUGACUGGCUUACCUAAUCGGCCUCAUCUGAUUUUUUUGGACGGUCACUGUAAGGCACCACUGGAACAAACAUGGAAAGCGUUAUUUUCGGGUCUUAGGUAUGCGAAAAACUUCACUGGUCCUGUGUGUUUCCGCCGUGCUAUUCUCUCACCUCUGGGAUAUGAGACUGCACUAUACAAGGGACUUACUGAAGAAAUAAAUUGUCAAGGGGCAUCUGCACCUGAUCUGUGGCAGAAACCUGAUGACCAGAAGACUGCACGAUUAUCAGAGUUCGGAGAAAUUAUCAGAGCCGCUUUUGGGUUUCCUGUAAAUCGGCACCGCAUAGAAAAGCCAGCCUUAGGUCAUAAUGUACUCUUUGUUCGACGUGAAGAUUAUAUUGCCCAUCCUCGCCAUGGUGGUAAAGUAGAAUCGAGGCUCAGCAAUGAACAAGAAGUGUUUGAUUCAUUACAGAAAUGGGCAUCUAAUUACUCAGAAUGCAAAAUAAACCUUGUCAAUGGAUUGUUUGCGCACAUGUCAAUGAGGGAGCAAGUUCGAGUCAUUCAAGAUGCUUCAGUAAUUAUUGGUGCUCAUGGUGCAGGUCUCACUCACAUAGUAUCAGCAACACCAAGGACAGUGGUUCUUGAGAUUAUUAGCAGCCAAUUCAGACGUCCACAUUUUUCAUUGAUUGCCCAAUGGAAAGGGUUGGAAUAUCAUGCUAUCAAUCUUCCUGGAUCAUAUGCCCGACCUGCAGUGGUUAUCGAGAGGCUUAGCAAAAUCUUGAGACGUCUUGAAUGCUGACAAUUUCUUGGUUUGAUCUGAAACUAAUCGAUGCCUGUGUUGCAUGGACGUGGAAGUUUGUGAGCGAUUCUCUCUGAUCACUGAUAACUCGGAAGUAGCCCUUUGAGCGAUGGUGGAACUUGCGAAUGCAGUAGAGCUCUGCCUUGAAUUCAAUGAAGAUUGGUCUAGUUCCGUGCUAUUUGAUUCGGGUAGCGGAGGAUACACGCUGACUUCUGCUGUGGUAUGCUAUCUUGACACUGAUUGUCGUUGACAAUACCCUAAUCAAUAUUUAUACUUCUUUAGGCAAGGGAUUGUCUGGCCAAGUGUUAGUUUUGCUUGGGAAAGGCAAUCCCUAAUCCCUCACACUACUGCCUUCUUGUACAAUAGAUAACAUCAACACAUAUUUAACUCCAUUUGGUUUUUUCAUGGAAUGGAAAUACCAUUCCACCUGAUGGAAUUUCAUAUGUUGUAUCACAUAAGAACAAAUUAUAUGCACUCAUUCUCUGAUUUGUGAGGAUGAACAUUUUUUUCACUGAAUGAUGUGAAUUGAGCAUAAAUAUACUA